This is a messenger RNA of Peromyscus maniculatus bairdii (prairie deer mouse), 1144 nucleotides long. RefSeq names its product chromosome 1 C15orf40 homolog (gene C1H15orf40). Gene Ontology annotation, cellular component: cytoplasm. NCBI's taxonomy places the organism in Eukaryota, Metazoa, Chordata, Mammalia, Rodentia, Cricetidae. The record is from RefSeq and is a predicted model, not a curated record.
GGAUGGGUGACAAAGAUGGCUCACCACGUGAUGACACCCGCGGCGGGCAGGUUCCAAAAGAACCAAACCCGCGCCAUCCAGGCGCAAGGUGGCGCUCUCAGAGGAGGCAGACGCGCAGGCCGCUUCCGCCCGCGACGUGCGCAGGCGCACAGCACUCUUCCGCCGCGCCGUGGUCCUCCAAGGUGCCUGCGGGUUGAGAUGCUGCAGCUCGCGGUGGGUCGCGGCGUUUCGGUCCCUGCUAGACUCUUGUCUGCUUCCACGAUGCCUAAGAAAGCCGGUGCGACGAGCAAGGCCAGUGGCAAGUCCCGCGGCGUGGAGAGGGGUAAAAACCAAACUAAGGAACCAGAGACACCACUUCCUCCUGCAGGGCCUGUGGCCACUGAUCCUAAAGGUUGUAUCACCAUCGCUAUCCAUGCCAAACCCGGCUCCAAACAAAAUGCUGUGACAGAUCUGACCACCGAGGCCGUAGGUGUGGCAAUUGCGGCACCUCCUUCAGAGGGAGAAGCAAAUGCGGAGCUCUGUCGGUAUCUCUCCAAGGUCUUGGAACUCAGGAAGAGUGAUGUGGUUCUGGACAAGGGUGGUAAAUCUCGGGAAAAGGUGGUGAAGCUCUUGGCCUCGACGACUCCAGAAGAGGUCUUGGAGAAACUGAAGAAGGAAGCUGAAAAAAAAUAAAGUCAGGAAAUGAUAAGCGUCACCACGGAACAGCUGGACAAGCCAGUCAGGAUGCUGGCCUCACCCUUUGCUACCCACGAUGGUGCCUCUCAUCUGCAGACUCUGGGAGACCAGUUGAAGAUCACAACGUACAAGGUGACAUAAGAACCCAGCUCCCUUACUCGAGGUGGUGCCGUGAGCCUCAUGUCUCAGGGUUUCUGGAUUCUGGGGCUUUCUGAUUGAGUUUACAAGUGAGAAACCUCAUGCUGCCUCACAGUCCCAUCUUCUAUUUCAAGAUGUUUAUUUAAAUGCAAAAAUGGUUUUUAUAUCUUUGAAAAAUUACAUGGAACAUUUUGUGGAAAUCAGAGACUUGUAAUGCAAUGUCAGUUAUUUUUGAAAACCUUGUAAAUCUUCAAAUCUAGAAGUUCUUAGGAAGCUCUAAAGAUCUUAAAAGAAUAAAGUGGCUGGAACAAUGCCUAGCCGUUAAAAAUGC